AUGGCAGCCCUUGUGGUGGGGGGGUUUCACCCAAACUGGAUCUUUGUUGUCACAGCUUCAACCACCAGAGAACAAGUUCCUAGACAUGUGAGGUUUGUUCGAGUUGAUGGAUCCGUUCGUGUCCUUCCUGCUAAUAUCUUCCGGAGUUGCAAGUCAUUGGAAGAAGUAAUCUUCGAAGAAGGUGUUCGCACCAUUGGAGAAUCUGCUUUUGACGACUGCGAAUCGCUGACCAAUGUCAAAUUUCCCUUUAUGUUGCGAGAGAUUCCAUUCCAUGCAUUCUAUGAUUGUACGUGUUUACGCUCGAUUGAUUUGCCUCUAGGACUUGAAGUCAUUGGAGAAGGCGCUUUUGCGUGGACAAAUUUACGCCAUCUUCAACUUCCUGCUACAGUGAAAUUGUUUGGGCCCGGGGCUAUCAAAUGGUGUCUACAGUUGGAAUCCAUAAUCCUACCACCAAGGCUAGAGGUAAUCGAGAAUCAACUUUUCUUUGGGUGCGGUAAAGUGGAGGAGUUUGAUAUUCCAAGAACAAUCAAGUCAAUUGGGGGAUUCGCUUUCGGGGGUUGUCGAGCCUUGAAGAAAAUGGAAUUAUUGCACUGUACCCAAUGCUUGACGAUUGGACGCCUUGCUUUUGGCCAUGCUUUGGAGCUGUCAUGGAUAACACUUCCGCCUAAUCUCGAAGGGUCCAUCGAGCAAGGAACAUUCAGUAGCUGCUCCAAACUGACACAUGUCCGCGUGCCACCGAAAAUCACGUCGAUCGGAUGCAGAGGACAGUGCAAUCCGUUUGAAGGGUGUGCAUCCUUACUAUCACUGGAACUUCCAGAAGGAUUGGAAAAGAUCGAACUACUUGCCUUUGGAGAAGUUGAAAACUGGGUAGACGUGUUCAGAUGGCAAGCUUUGGUGAAUCUUUAUCUGCCUCCAUCAGAACAGGUGGUGUCCAAUGAAGUCUUGGAUGAAUCGAUCCCGGAAGACUUCCAGCUUGCGAAAGUGGCACAAAAUUGGGGAGAUCUUUUGACAGAGCUGCAACAUCGAUUUGAUGAUCGUCCUCUUCACAGAAUCUGCUACUUUCACAGCUACCAUCCCAUAAACGACACCCUUCAACGAAUCAGGGAUAUUCUAAUUGAAAACCCAUUCGAUCUCAUCCAAACGGAUGCCUUUGGAAUGACUCCAUUGCACAUUUUGGCUCUGGCUCAAACACCAAGACUGGAACUUUUUCAAAUGCUCUUCACUUCGGUCGAUCUAAUCAUGUCAGCAAAAGAUCGGUUUGGAUCAAUUGUACUGGACUAUCUUGGCAAGAAUCGUUCCGAGGGAGGUUUGCAGGUGACUCGAUGGUUGAUGCAGAAAAUUGUGGAACAAAGAGUUGCGCACCUUGGUCUAGAUCGCUGGAAGCAAGAGCUAUUGGUCCUGAUGGAAGGCGUCGCGAAGGCUGAUUGUCCUUUGGUCAUGAACAGUGAACUCCAAUCUCUUUUGGAUAGGCUUUCAAAGUUGGAAUUGUUCGAAGCGCUUUCGUUGGUGGAAUUGUUUCUUUGGAGAAUCAGAUUGAGCGGGAAUACAUCGGGUCGAGAAAGCACCGAUCGAGAAAGUUGUCGAGUCCAUUGUGGCAUUUCCAUUGUGGUCGAGAAUGUUUUGCCCUUCCUUGGGAAAGAAUAA
Messenger RNA from Cylindrotheca closterium, 1644 nucleotides. The record is from the annotation of a GenBank genome assembly. Lineage: Eukaryota; Bacillariophyta; Bacillariophyceae; Bacillariales; Bacillariaceae.